Messenger RNA from Cryptosporidium muris RN66, 1263 nucleotides. RefSeq lists its product as uncharacterized. The record is from RefSeq and is a predicted model, not a curated record. The transcript has a single exon. Gene Ontology annotation, molecular function: zinc ion binding. Gene Ontology annotation, biological process: regulation of DNA-templated transcription. Lineage: Eukaryota; Apicomplexa; Conoidasida; Eucoccidiorida; Cryptosporidiidae. The coding region runs from base 1 to 1263 and encodes 420 amino acids.
AUGACAGAAUAUCAACGAACUGAAUACUACGUAGAUAAGAUUUUGAGUGAUAAAGAGAUAAUUAGUGGAAAUUUUAAUGAGGGAACUUCAAAUAUAGCUCUUCAAAUGAUACCAGAUAGUCCUCCUACUAUGUUUGUUAGCGCAAAUUCCUCCCCUAUAGGUCAUAUAUCAUUAGAGAGGAAUGAGGAUCAUGUUGAUAAAAUCAGUACAAUAUUUAAUAGAAUAAAUGAAGAAGUGAAGGACCAUAAUAUUAAAUACUUAAGAAAUACAGAUGUAAAUAAUCUAAAUAACUUACUCCCUCCCAGCUUAUUAAAUGGUGCUCAUGAAACUUUUAUAUUUAAAAACUCCAGUCUCUCUAAUUUGGAAUCUUUAUUUUCAAUUCAACCAAAUAUUUUUGCAAGUACCAUUAAACCAACCUAUCUAAAUAAUCUAUUAAAUAGUUGUUAUUACCAAAUGAUGGUGUAUAAUAUAUAUUAUAAUUUAGGUCUUUGCUCAUCAAUUCUAUCUCCUUAUAAUUUGUACACGGGAUAUACAGGAUCUGUUAAUCCAGAGCCAAUAAUCUCAACAUCUAGAGAUAAUACGGCUAAUGUUAGUACUCCUAAUCAAUGUACUUUAGUUCCAACGCAACCCCAAAAUAAUCAACAAACCUCUGAUAAUAAUAGAAGUUUGGUGAGUAUAUUAGCUGAACUUGGUUGUAAGCAAGAAUUUAACAUUACAACUAAGCCAAAAGUAAAAUGUGAUACUAGUCCAAAUAAUUCCUUAUUAGAUAAAGUUUCCACUGAAUCUCAUAGCUCAGUUUGGAGAUAUUGCGACAAUAAUUUAGACUUAAAGUCUUACUCUAAGGCUACCAUAAAGGGCAAACAAAAAAAUUUAGUUAGGACUUCAUCUAAUAAAUCUUCAAAGAAACAAUGUAAAUCACUUUCUGGAGGAAGAAGGAAGAUUGAUAAAAGCUCUGCUGUUUGUACUAUAUGUGGCACAACUGAGACAUCCCAAUGGCGUUUUUUGAAUACAUCUGAUAUAUAUAAAACCCAUAGUAUGAGCAAUACCAAUAAUUUGGAAAAUUCAAUUUCUCAGGAUACUCCCUUUUUGGAUAAGCAGAUCUGCUGCAACGCAUGUUAUAUGAAAUAUGACCGCAAUAGACCAAGAUAUAGAAGUGGUAAAAAGGUACCCCCUCCACUACCUCAUUAUGUAUACUUAUAUAAACAAAAUAUGCAAGAAAAUCAAGUGAAGGAGCAGAGUGAGGUUAAUUUACCAGAUAAAUAA